AUGGACGACUACAUGUUCCGCGAGCAUGUCAGCAAGUGCCGCCAAGUCACCGAGGCGACGCACUAUGUUGAGAUACUCAAUUAUUCGGAUCCGUUUUACGACUCGUGCGAGGAGCAUCCUCUGACAAUGGAUGAGUUUGACAACUUCCUGUAUCGACGAGGUGCAUUCGAGCCGCCGAAAGUGAAGGAGGGAGUCGAGUUGAUGAGUGGCAUUCGUUUAGUACUUCAGAAGAACGCCAAGCACAAAGACACUUUCACCCCUCACACAAUCUCGUUCACGGCCGAUGCUUACGAGUCCAUGGUAAGAGCCAUGAGGCUGCCCUACAGGGCGAUUGAGGGGACCAGUGUCGUCGGUCCCUUUUUCUGGUCCGCCUACGACCAGGAAGACGACGACCCGACGCUUCAAAUCAUCUUUCGCAAGUCCGACGUGCGAAAGAAGGGCAAAACCCGAGGAUGGGAGAUCAUGCUGUCGCACCGUUUCAAGACGGGCAUCACGUCGGGUUAUGUCAAGGGCACCCCGAGCUCCGACAUUGUGGCUGCGAUCCGCCACCUCAGCUUUUGCGCGAAGCAGGUCGGCCACCCGAUGCUGCUCCCCGUCAUUAUCCUCUCCCACGACCUGUCGUCGCAGAAUGACCAGAAGCAGCGCGAUGCGCGAGACUGGCUGCGCAGGCUGGAGCAUGCCGUCAGCAUGCGCAACGAGAUCGAGGACGAGGAGGGGUACGUCAGCAAGGAUGGAUAUCUCGAAGUCGACGCCAUCAGCCGGGACCUGGUCGAGUGCCACAGCCAGGUCUUGUGGAAGCGGCCGCAGGCGUACCGGGAGGUCGUGAAGGAGCUCGAGUCUGCGAUGGCGCUUUUCAAGCACAAAGUGCCGAUGGAAAAGUUCACGGUAGAGCUGCACAAGCUGCACCGUAGCAUGAACGCCCGGCUGGACUUUUACAAGAUCAAGUUAAAAGGCAUCGAGAAUUACCAGGCGACUACGCUGGAGAGACUCCAUAUCCAGCGAAGCGCGUUGUACAACUUGCUCUCCCAGCGAGAGUCAAAGAUUCAGUUCCAGAUGGCUGGUGAGCAGAGGCGGCUGGCGCACGCGAGCAAGAGGGACAGCACGGCGAUGAAGACGAUCUCGCUGCUUGGUGCGGUGUUCCUGCCGGGCACCUUCCUGGCCUCGGUCUUUAGCAUGACGUUCUUUGAUUUCGCCAAAGACGCCGAUCCCGUCAUCUCGAAAUCGCUCUGGGUCUACUUUGCAAUCACGAUACCCCUGACUGUCGUCAUCGUCGUCGGAUGGAUCAUGUUCGACCGUCGGCGGGAAGGCAAGUUUGCGGUCGAGGACGCCGACCUGGAGAAGAACAUCGAGCACAUGGAGGCGGACAUCAUGGCCAUGAUGAGGAAGCGGACGAUGAGCAAGGCCAACACGUGGACGAAGCAGAAGCAGUAA
Molecule: messenger RNA, 1431 nt
Organism: Colletotrichum siamense
Lineage: Eukaryota; Fungi; Ascomycota; Sordariomycetes; Glomerellales; Glomerellaceae
Exons: 7
Coding region: 1-1431 (476 amino acids)
Source: RefSeq, a predicted model, not a curated record